Messenger RNA from Suillus subaureus, 584 nucleotides. RefSeq lists its product as uncharacterized. The transcript has 2 exons. Bases 77 to 298 code for a protein of 73 amino acids. The record is from RefSeq and is a predicted model, not a curated record. NCBI's taxonomy places the organism in Eukaryota, Fungi, Basidiomycota, Agaricomycetes, Boletales, Suillaceae.
ACACGUGACCAACUAUGUACCCCAGAUCGGCGAUCUCAGUGGAGGUUGGUUUGAAGAGCCAUCAGUCGUUUGACUUAUGGGGAACAUACAACAGCCCCAGCUUCUUGGUCCACUCAUCGGAGUCGUCUCUGAGCAGAACAAAGAUUGGUGGCUUGGUUACGCACGCGGCCGCUGGGAGGCAUUAUUCAGAAUCUCAUCUAAUUAUGUCGAAAAAAUACUAGACGCUUCUGCCCUCCCCCGAGCUGUUGUGACAACUGUAAAGAAUUCGUAUAGGCUGCUUUAUGAAUGGGACCGAUAGCCCCCUCGGCUGCAGGAAGCAUUAGGUCUGGGUUUAUCAUGGAGAAAUGCAGGUCAGAUGUCGUGAACCUGCCCAUACAGGUGCUGCCGUCAGCGAUGAUUCUCUCAUAACGAUAUUAUGAUGUGGUCGUGGCAUAGCUUCGACAUAUGGUCCAGAACCUUGGAUACCACAUGGAUCUGGUAUUGACAGUGUGUCCUAUAAAUAUCCGCUGUGUUCUCAAAGAUGUGACGAGUAAAUGUAUACAUUGCUGGUCUCGAUUCAUUCUUCACGAGGUUGAAUACUCUAC